AUGCAGCCUAAAGUGCAGGAAAUAGGAGAUUACAUAGUUCUCCAAACUAUAGGAGUUGGAGCUACAGGUAAAGUGAAAUUAGGUGAGCAUAAAACGAAACAUACUCUUGCAGCGAUUAAAAUAUUUAAAAAAUCAAGUUUCGAAGCUCGGCCAGAUUUACAGCAAAAAAUCCAAAGGGAGACUGCAUUGAUGCGGUUGCUUGACCACCCUCAUUUAUUGAAGCUGAAAGAGAUCUGUGAGUCUCCAAGGCAUAUCUAUGUUAUUUUAGAGUACGCUGCGCAUGGUGAAUUAUUCGAUUAUCUCAUGUCGCGACGAGCUCUUACCGUAGAGACAGCAAUGAAGUUUUUCAGGCAAAUUAUUUACGGUCUUGACUAUCUUCAUUCAAAUAACAUUUGCCACAGAGACUUGAAACCCGAAAAUAUCCUCCUAGAUGACAAUGAUAACAUUAAAAUUGCAGAUUUUGGCUUCGCGCGCUGGAUGACUGCGAAUAUUGCAGAAACAUCUUGCGGAUCUCCGCAUUAUGCGUCCCCCGAAAUCGUUAAAGGCAUUCCGUACGAUGGAAGGCUAGCAGAUAUUUGGUCAUGCGGCGUUGUUUUGUAUGCUUUGCUUUCUGGCCGCCUUCCAUUCGACGAUCCGUCCUUCAGAAACCUUGUAGCCAAGGUCAAAGCAGGACAAUACAGGAUGCCAGACUUCCCACCUGACAUCAAAGACCUCAUUUCGAGGAUGUUACAAGUUGAUCCCGCAAAAAGGAUCACAAUCGAACAGAUUAAGCAUAACAGAGCAUUUAGAAUAGACUUACCCAGACGUUAUACGAUUCCUAGCCCUCUACCGAAAAUUACAAAGAUUGACCCAAUCGAUAUCAACCAAGUUGACGAAGCCGUCAUUGGCGCGCUCAUUGAUAUCGGUAUUCCUGAAGAUCAGUUACCAGAUCUUCUCAAAAGCGAAGAAUUCAACCAGGCAAAGUAUUUUUGCCACAUUUUAACACAAAAAAUCGCUCUCGAUAAACUUCCGUGGUCUGUCAUUAAAGAAGAGAAACCAGCUGACCAAGACGAUGGAGCUUUCUUUAUACAAGCGCCUGGACCAAUGUCAGGAAACUUCCAAGCUCGAGAUCCUUAUCAAAGGAACAAAAGCUACGGAGAAUCCAACAGUAUGGUCACAUACUCAAUGGUUGAUAAGACAGACUAUGUUGAAACGGAUUUCGUAAUGCCAGAAGGCUCUUCAAGACAAAUUACAGAUAUCUCAAUUCAACUCGAAAAUGUUUUCGGUCUUAUUCAAGGCAAAUUACUGGAAAAGGGAUUCGAUUGGUUCCAUCCCAAUGACCACAUAAUUUACGCUCAUCGCAAGAAUAUCGAACCAAACUCUUACUACGUUAUUCAAGCGAGCUUUCAGAAUGACGAACUAUUUACCCUUACGGUGAAAGUUCAAGGAGAUUCCUCGAGAUUCUUGGAAUUCUUCACUGAUAUAGAGAAUAUUGUUAAAAUGAAUCAUAAUUAA
Messenger RNA from Trichomonas vaginalis G3, 1494 nucleotides. RefSeq names its product protein serine/threonine kinase protein. Gene Ontology annotation, cellular component: cytoplasm. The record is from RefSeq and is a predicted model, not a curated record. Gene Ontology annotation, molecular function: protein serine/threonine kinase activity; tau-protein kinase activity; ATP binding. Gene Ontology annotation, biological process: microtubule cytoskeleton organization; protein phosphorylation; intracellular signal transduction. Lineage: Eukaryota; Parabasalia; Trichomonadida; Trichomonadidae. The transcript has a single exon. Bases 1 to 1494 code for a protein of 497 amino acids.